Molecule: messenger RNA, 7439 nt
Organism: Dermacentor albipictus
Lineage: Eukaryota; Metazoa; Arthropoda; Arachnida; Ixodida; Ixodidae
Product: organic solute transporter subunit alpha-like
Biological process (GO): transport
Cellular component (GO): membrane
Molecular function (GO): transporter activity
Source: RefSeq, a predicted model, not a curated record
ACGCCAACCGGCGUCACCUAGUGAGGAAGCUGCGUGGUUAGCGCUUGUGGCAGCAGCGGCGGCAGCGGCCGAGAGGGCUGGGCUGGUCCGUCAGCUGUGCGGAAAUCCGAAUGUCGGCGCGUCAGCGCACUGCCGCCAAGCUCGUGCUGCGUCCCUACACCAUCACCAAUAGUUGAUGAUGAUCACGCCGCCCUACCCCCAGGCACUUUACCCGAGCGAAGCUUCAAAUUGUUGUAAUGUCUUGGCACAGUUCAGCGAACAAUGAAAACAUUGAAUUGCUCAGAGCUUCUGGAAAAAGGUUAUACGCCAACACCGUCGGAAGCGUACGCAGUGCUGGGCAACUGGGCUCUGUUCCUGGCAGCUGUGGAAAGCCUGAUGGUGGUAACGACAGUGGCGGUGUUUGUGCACGAAUGCCACUACCUCAGUGCCUGCUGGCCCCGCAGGACACUACUCUACAGCUCCCUGGCUCUAGCUGUGUUUCCUGUAUCUUCCAUUUUCGCUGGUGAUGUACUUUGAGCUGAUCAGCUGCUAUGCGGGGGGCUCGGAGCAGCUUGUCCAGCGGCUCAUCAACGAGCAAAUGCCACUGCGGGGUCCCCCCAUCUGCUGUGUGCUGUGGUGCUGCCCGACACCAUCUUUCUCCAAGCAAAGGUAUGCUGUCCUACGAGUGGUGGUCUACCAGCUGUUCUUCAUCCCCCUGAUUCUGGUCACCAUCAUCUUUGUAUGCACGCUCACAGGCAUCCAUGAAGGGGAUAAGAUGGAGGCGACCAAUGCGUCCCCAUACCUGAUGCUCCUCCAGGCCGGAUCCUUCCUUCUGGGCACGUACGGCUUUGUCAUCUUUGUCAAGCUGGCCUCGCGGCCCCUGCCCCCGCAGCUGCUGCUGCGGCGCAAGUUCACUGUACUGCACCUGCACUUCACCCUGACGCGGCUGCAGCUAGUUGCAUUCAAGGCAGCCGGACUGACGGGCCACCUGCCCUGCGUGCCGCCUCUGGCCUCCAUGGUCACGGGAGUCUACCUGAGCAGUGCCAUGCUUAUGGGCCAAGGGUUCAUGGUGUCCACCGUGUCCCGCUACUUCUUCCUGCAUCCGCCGCCGAACUCGACUCUGCCGCUGCGCCCACCAGCCCCAACGCCAGCCCACGUCAACAGCCAUCAGCGAUCGUCCACUGUCUCCUUGCCCCGCCCGCAGGCCAACGCACACCAGGCCAGCACACAGCAGGCCAGUAGCCGAUACCUGGCUGCAUUCACUUACUGACUCUGAGGGCUAGAUUCUAGACAAUGCAUAGCAAGUUGGUCAAUUGAUAUGACAUAGCAGAGUGUUGGUAUGGCCACAAAGUCAAAGUUCACAGAUGGCUGUGCCAUCCGGCGAGCGACAGCAGUGGUUCGUCAUCUCCAACAAGGGCAGCUUCCUGCCUGAAAACUAAAGAGGGAUGUGCUUAAACCUGCUUUCUUGCUCCACGACGAGCAAAGUGCAAUGUGCUUGAAUUUAGUAGAACUUCUAAUCUGGCAACUCAGUCAUACUUAUUGCCUGCAUGAACCUCAGUGCUGCAUCGAUUAUGACAAGAUUUCAUGGUUGAUAAUGAGUUAUGUGUUGUUAUAUACUUCAUCAACCUUUUUUUUUUCCCCCCAUUUUGCAGAUGAAUGUGUGUGCCUAGUGACUCUGUAAAGUUGGAUUUUUAAAGGGAAUAGAAUUUAUACACUAUGAGUGCAGUAUCUUGUGUCUGGUUUCGAGUUUGGAUCCAUUUAGAAUGGAAAGAAUUCGAUUUGCCGUAGUUGAAGUAAUUCUGAGCAACUACACAAGCGAUGUCUUACCUGAGGUGCUAACAAAUGCGUUUUGAAAAAUGACUGCAUGGUUUUGCGGUUGGGUACAGCCUUCUCACUGUGAUUACAGUAUUUGCACAAAUGUAUUGCAAGUUUAUUUUUAAUUUUCUUUCCAAGAAUGCACCUUGUCCUACAUCUGGAAUCGUGCUAAAUUUCAUCUUGUGCACUGAGUCACAGCGUUUGAGUAUUUUUUUCUUAUGCUUAAACUACGGAUAAAAUCCUACUUUAGAUGUUACGUGAUACAGUCAACGUCCAAUUUUUUGCACUUCCUAAGGACCGCAAAAACAUUUGAAAAAUCGGGCGAUCCACAGAAACAAGUGCAUGCUUUUAAGUGCCCUCAAGGGCUCAAAUUGCCACAGCCACCUCCAAGGUAGCUUUAAAUGCCUGCCAGUAUAAUUAUUAGGCAUCUCGGUGCUCGUACUGUGAUAGGAAAUGGCAGGUGCACACAUGUAUAAUACAGAAACACAUUUUAUGUUCCAUGACAGUGACCCCUUCACACAUUGCCAUAUUGCGGUGUAGCUGACUUUCGGGAACUGACAUUAUACAACGUUUUAGACCCGUUCCAUACUUUCCGCACUUUGACACCAUCAGCAAGGGUGACGAAGUCCUUGCUAGUGCUGAACAGAGGUGGCGAUUUCAAUGAAUGGCAUUUUGGACCUGCAAUCACAGCAAAAAGUCCGAAAAAUUGGUUGGCAAAAGGUUUCAAUGACCGAAAUUUAAGAUGUUCUUAUACAUCGGCUCUAUGGAGUAUGUGGCAUUCCCACAAAGGAGUUCGAAUUAUCAGGCAUGUCUGAAAAAGCGGUUGUUGACUGUAUUACGUAAAGGUAUCUUUCUGCAUACUAAACAUUGAUGGAAGCGGUGCAAAGGUCACUGCUAGGCUGAGCUGCUUGCAGAUGGAGCUAAGCAAAGGCAGCAUAUAUAAACGAACGGAUCACAGGCAUUCGUUUUAUAAGAAUGUGUGUAUGUUGUUGCUCGCUGUGAUUGCUGUACCAGGUUUCAAGUCACAUUAUAGCUGCAACAAUGUGUCUCCUAAAUUUUUAACUUGUGAGAGCUGGCCUUUAUGUUUGUGCAAGUAUUUCAAGCUAUCAGAUGCACCGGUCCUAGUUUAGACCUAUGCUUGGAAAGUUUGCUAAGGAAGUGCAAUAAACAAACAUCUAAGGCUCAGUAGAUGAGUCUUUGUAAUCAAACAAAGCAUUGUGAAAACCAUGCACAACCAUUUUUGGAGUCUGUAUCUCAUUCUGAAAUAGACCUGCUGAUUGGGCCUAGUGGACUGUGCUAAAUAGAGAUGUAGAUUAAAUGUCCUCCAAUGAAUUGGCUAUGCAGAAAUAUCCAUUUAUUGGAUCUUCAUUCUAAAACCACACCACCUGGGUGACUUACUUUAUGUAGCACUGUGUUUCACAGCAGUACUUGCCUGGUAUAUCUGUGACAACUACAUCGUCAUCAGUGGCAACAUGAUCAAAGCACUUUGGAUAGCUGCCUGUAACAUAACAUGUUCACUGAGAAAUGCAGCUAGACUCUUCCUGGUCGCAGUUUGUUUGCCAGACACUCAAUGCAGGCACGAAUCUGACUACUAAAAAGUACCAAGUAGAUUAUUGUAGUGUCAUCGAUUCUUCAUGCAUGCAAGUUUCUUUUUCACUGUUGUAAACAAUGUCUUGUCCAUGAGCUUUAAAGUUCAGUUCACAUUUUAGGCCCAAUUUGAAGCUUACAGAAUAAUUUGCGGCCAAUAUAUUUAUGAGGUAGAACAGGCAUGUAUUAUGCCGGUGCUUGUGGAUAGACAUUUUGUGGGCAGUAAGAAAUUUGUGGAUAUGAUAAAAAUUAUAUCCCUGUAAAAAUUAAUGAGUUUACAUAACUAGUAUUUACAGAACCAGAGAAACCUUGCCAUGGGAGUCUAGAAAUUUACACACUGUGCAUGACCUGCGGAACAUAUUGUUAGCAGAGUGUUUACAUGUUGCAGUUUCUAAAUAAUAUGAUGAAUAACAAUUGGAACUGCCAGCUGCUUUGAUCUCAUGUAGCCCCUUGGACUUAACGCAUGCCCAAUAUUUAACAGUAAUAUUGAGCUAAAGCCUGCAACCAACAUUAAUGGUUUCUCCGACCUGCACAUGGGCAUUAAGCUGCAUUUAUAUUAUAACACCUAUAAAAAAAGACAUUGCACUUACUUCUGCUUUAUAUGUACUCAGACUUCACAACAAGAUCGCUUUUUCGUGGCCUUCAUCAUUUAACAAAGUACAUGGCAUUGUUGCCUGCCUGGUUUAUGGGGAAAAAUGAAAAACCAAUGUGGUAGGAAAAUUCUGUUUCAUCUUCUCAUUCUGAGAUCACAAUACAAUUCUAUAUUAUUAAAACAUGAUUGAAACAAAGCAGCUCAGCAUGUGAAGUCAUUCUACCACAUCUGCUAUUCAUGCUGUUUCCUUCUCUUGUCAACAGGCAGCAUCCAUGUGUAUUUAGCAGUUUGCCUCUGUUAAUACAACGCUGCUUUUUCUUUCUUUUUAUACAUGAAUCAGGCAAGCUAAAUUAUGUGCUUUGUUGAACAAUGUGGACCAAAAAAUUCGAUGUUAUUGCAAAAUUUGGAUGCAAACAAAGCAGCAAUAAACACGUCUCUUUUGAAGUUAGAAUAAGAACAUAGCUCUUUGUACUAUGGUUUAUGUUUAACACAAAUACGAAUGCACAGUCUGCACACUGUUGUAGAACUCCCACCCGAAAGUCACUGUGAAAAUUACUUUAAGUGGGUUUCUUAGAUCAUAGCAUUUCAUGCUGCCUGCUUUAAUUGGGUGAAGGAUUUAAGUUUGUGUGUCUUUUUUGGAGGAAUGCUGUAGUGCAUGGUCAGCUACUCCAGCUUUCAACAGCUUUAAAGUUUUAAAGGUCUUCAUUGUAAUGUAUGCACUAUAAUCAACAUAAAAAGGAAAGCUGCUCUCAUGAGGGAUGUUAGUAACAGUUUCAAAGCUGCUGACUCUAAAGCACCCCCAUAUUUCUGAACCACUGUGUUAAAUAUAUAUAUAUCUUAGUAAAACACUCUUGCUGUUCAGCACAAUGAAUCUUUUAAAAAAGGGAGCUUUGACAGACAGCUGGAGUGCUUGUAAAAAUGUAAAAAGGUAAUGUGGUGAGGCAUGACAUACUAUUAACAAAUCAAAUUGCCCCAGCCUCUGCCACUCAUGCUCCUGCUGCUUAUGUAGUUGCUGCUUGUCAGUAUUGACAAGCAGCAACUUCUGUAAUAGGUGUAGAUCUAGCCACAUAAGUGCAACUCUGUAAUCGGUGAUGUUGAUUACUAGUUGGGCGUUUUAGAGGCUGUGAAAUAAGUGCAGCCAGCGUCUUGCACUUGAGCUGAAAUUAUGUCCGAGCAGGAGAGGCUGCCAUUGCUCUUUGACAGCAUAAAAGUGUUAUGUGAUGAGUGCAAUGUGCCGUGUUGUGGGACAGACGCAAACAUGGCUUCGUACUAUAGUACCUUUUGCUAUAACUCAGCAGCAGUGGUAGCAAUGUAACGACAGUCACUUAGACAUGUUAUAUAUGUAUCCAACAAAUCUUCUGACGAUGCUGAGAGUUUCCUUCAUCAGUUUUAGCUGCUUCCGAGCCCAUUAACCAUCUCUCCUCGAGCACCAACAAAUAGUUGAACAAUCAGUACAGACACUCUUCAAGUGUAGAUAUUAAGGCAAUCACCUUCCUUCCUGGUAGUACAAUGCUGGAAAUGUUGCUGCAUAGCUCUUCUUGUGCUUAAGAAGCUAUAGAUAAUUGAAGUGCAAUGUAGGUAUUUGCUAAAAAAAAUAAAUAUAUCCAUCAUAAUUUAAUGUCCUGGACACAGUUGGUAGAGACUAUAUCCACUUUGAAUGACUUUCACGUAUCUGCUAGUGUAAACGAGAUAUUUUUGUGGUUGUUGGUCAAUGGGACAUCUUGUUACUACAAACACUUUAUGAUACAGCUACCAUGAAAUUAUUCGUUUUUCUAAAGUGUGCAAGAGACAGUAAGAUCUUGUAGAGGGAAAAGCAUGAUCAGUCACUUGGAAGUGAGAGUUUAACAGUAACACUCAAAGCACUUGUGGAAAUACCACAAGUCAAAAAAGAGUUAACUAUGUCUAUUUUCUUUCAAGUUGUGUUAAUCAAUGCUAACGAGUUAAAAAGCACCCAUUAGCAAGAACUGGAAAAGUGACAUCGUAUUUCUAAUGCAAGCACUUAAAACACUGUUCUGUAUAUAGUCUUACUGAUGGCCACAGCUUCAUAGUUUGCAUAAUAUGGAAGACAUGCAAAAUUACAGAUUCUACUUGUUUUUAAUACCCAAUAUAAGCUGAAGCCUUUGCAAAUGAAAAAUCAUAUUGAGAUGAUUCUUAUUUUUCUUUCGUAAACAUUUUGACAAGUGAGCAAUAAAUAUGGAGCAAGACCGCCAGAGAUUAGCACAUCUUUUGAAAAUAGGAAGUUCUUGACUGCUGGCAGAAUAGUGUGUAACUUAAUUGCAUUGAUUAGAGACUGACCUAGGAGCCACUCUUUCACAAAGCCAAUUGCAGUCUUCUGUCUUUCUUCUUUUUUUUUUCAAUUCUGUGGACUUGGCGUAUUGUUAAAUUGAAAAUUGUACUACGUACGUACCUUAGGAAUCUAAAAUUUUGCAGUUUCGUCUAGUUAUAUUGGCUGCCUGCUGAUUUGAGCAAAAAGCCAGAUCUAGAAGUCUGUGUGAAAUGGAUACGAUGGGGCAUCAGUGACAAUUGAAAGGAAAAGGGUUUUGUGAAUGCUGCUCGUCAGGUUGCACCCCCGAUGAAACCUCUUCCCCAGGCAAACUAUGCCCCCUGCUCACCGUCUUUCCUCGACCUGUUUUGUGGUCGUUCCCGAAGUCUUUCUUGUUCAAAGUUUUUUGAUGCAUCUUUUCAGCCUCACGACACAUGCAAGGACCUACUCCCAAGUCCUCAGCUGUAUCUGAUGACACUUGUUAAUGUACCAGGGUGGAAUGACAGAGUAGUGUCUUUUGUCACUGGAUUGGACAGCGUGUUCUGUGGCAGAUGUGCUGAAACAUGUUUCUCCAAGCACAGGGAAUUAGAGUUGGCCUAGUUGGUUUACGUUCAUCAUAGCAAAACAGUGCAGACGACGGGACGAGUGAAAUAGAUAAGACAAGCACAUUGUCUUGUCUGUUUUACCCGUCUUGUCAGCUGCACUGUUUUGCCAUGAUGUCUCUCCUUACCCCUAUGAAGUUCAUGUACAUGUGCCGUCUGCUGGUGUUUUGAUACAGUGAACCCUUCUUACAGCAUAUCCCCUUCAGGCAUGGUGUACACAUUUGUGUACAAUUUGUUUUUGCCAAUUCUGUCCAGUGGUGGCAAGAAAAAAGCCAUGGAGAAUGAGCUUUCAGUGUGCUUCAGUGUGCUGCAUAUUUCUACAGAUGGCGACCUUGCUGAAGGCAUUACGAUGUUUGAUGAGACGUUUGACAUGCCGCAUUCCUACAGCAAUGCCAAUAGAAUGGAUGCAUGCACUUCGAGCUAGUGAUUCAGCGACUUUUAUAUGAAAAUGCAACACGACUGACUGCACAAUAAAUAAGUAUUUAAUUAAUGUGUAAUUACGAGGACUUGCUAGAAAAUCAACAAAAACAAUAUCCUAUAAUGUUGUCUUUCUUGCAAUGGGGUGUCCAGCACCUUGAAAUAAAGUUAUGUAAGCUUGGCA